UCAACUAAAUCUACAACAUCUCAUAACUAUCCACUCUAACCUAUUACUCCGAAACUAUCUUCUGUAGCAGGCCAUCCCAUAUUGUUUGUCAAAAGCUCUUUCUGAUGCAUAAUAGAUUUAGUGCAAUAUGUCUACCCCAGAUUCAGGUACCAUAGAUACUGAGACGCCGAGCUUGACGAAUACCAACGUUCAAACCCCUGCAGGCAACGAAGGUUCACCAAACAACGAUGAAACAGAAGUGAAGAAUGCGAAGGUUGAUGAGGAGCCUACAGGAUCUGACAAACAGGAAAACAAUGCGACAUCCAAAGACCUGCCGGCGACUGAGGAAGGGGAAAUUGUCACUUCUGGUAAUGGUACGUGUGUGAUUGAGAACCAAAAUACAGAGAGUGCUUUGUUCGAAAAUCCUGCUGCCGCAGACGGUCCGCCAUUACCAGAAGAACCUCUUCCGCCCCUUCCAAAUGAACAACCUCCAGCUGCUACACAAGAAGAUGAUGGUUGGGCACCAGUUUGGGAUGAGACAAAUCAAGCUUUCUAUUUCUACAAUCGGUUUACCGGAGCUACGCAGUGGGAUAACCCACGUGUUCCUGAGGUUGCGCAGCCUGGUCCUCCAGGUAUUCCAUCAACAAACUCUGCUGUUGCCCCUACAGAAAGCGAUCCAACUUCUCGUCCAGCCGGUGGUUAUGAUCCUGCCAUCCAUGGAGAUUAUGAUCCAAAUGCCUGGUAUGCCCAAUCAGCAGCAGUCGAAGAGCCAGCAGCUACAAGAUUGGAUCCAGCCGCUGUCUAUGCGGCAACUGGCCAAUUUAAUCGAUUCACAGGACGUUGGCAAGCGGCAGAACUCAAUCCAGAGAACUUCAAUGAUGAGAAUAAGAGUAAAAGACAAAUGAGCGCUUACUUUGAUGUCGAUGCCGCGGCAAAUAAUCAUGAUGGUCGAAGUCUGAAGGAAGAACGCAGCGGCAAGAAACUGUCAAAGGCAGAACUAAAGCAAUUCAAGGAGAAGAGGAAACAAAAAAAGGAAGAGAAACGUAGGGCAUGGUUGAGGGACUGAGGUCACAGAUUUUAUUUUUUGCAUGGAUCGGCGUUGCGUGAGGAUUACACAAGGAGGGGCUAAAUCUGGAGUUCUUGGAUGGCUUUGGAAGAGAGGGUUCCCGGGAACAACAUUGAAAUUAAAGAAUUCACAAAUAAAAAACCAUUUAAUUUUUCACCAUUCUUUAUUUCCC
Messenger RNA from Sclerotinia trifoliorum, 1217 nucleotides. The record is from the annotation of a GenBank genome assembly. NCBI's taxonomy places the organism in Eukaryota, Fungi, Ascomycota, Leotiomycetes, Helotiales, Sclerotiniaceae.